Molecule: messenger RNA, 5323 nt
Organism: Helicoverpa armigera (cotton bollworm)
Lineage: Eukaryota; Metazoa; Arthropoda; Insecta; Lepidoptera; Noctuidae
Exons: 10
Coding region: 414-2972 (852 amino acids)
Biological process (GO): neuromuscular junction development; positive regulation of protein tyrosine kinase activity
Molecular function (GO): protein kinase binding
Source: RefSeq, a predicted model, not a curated record
GCUCUCGCGCGGCCGCCAGUUCGCGUCGGAGCGUAGAGCAUGGUGGACGUACGUCUCUUUGCCGGCACACGUGACAACUUUCGUAAAAAAACGUUGUAAAUACUUUUUUUGAAAGUACCGCGGUGUUUGCGCGAGUGUCAACACGGUUUCUGUGUUCAGUGCAUUGAAUUUUCGUGAGAAAAAUAUUUUGUUUGUGUGCUUAUUUUGGAAUGUUGCAAAGAUCACAGGUAGUCGCGCGGUAGUGAGCGCGAAGUGAACGGAUUUCUAUACGAUUUAAGUGAACCCAGUGUACAGUGGUGAAAAAGUUUUAGUUCAGAAUAAUAAUUUAUAAAUUGAAAAUGUGUAAAAUGUGCUAGUUCACGAUGUCAACACGGUGGCGCUGCGGUCGCAUUACGUGACGUUUACAAUCCAAGAUGGCGGACUUGGGUCCCGCCAAUUCUAUCAUCGAGGGUACUGUGAAGUUUCGCGAUGGAAAAAAGUGGAAAUCGCGAUGGUGCGUCAUGCGAAAGUUGUCACCAGUUGCAGACUGCGUCCACCUGCAACUCUACAAAGACUUAAAAGAACGUCAGAAGAAUGGUCAGACGAAGGCUUCACUCUCCCUCCAGCAGUACCUGGGCAUAGAGUCAGGGUUCACCCUGGACAAGGAGUCCAAUACCCUGGCCAUAUUGUGUGAGGAUGUCGUCCCGGUGCUGGCGUUUGAUACCAGGGAGAUCCUGAUACAGUGGAGGGUCAAAGUCCAACACAACCUAGGCGGCAGCAAAGAGUUCGCAGCCGUCAUCAUCUCGUCGCCCACUGGGGCCAACAUACGCGCGGGCCCCGUCAGACUGCACGCGUGCGGGCCCCGGCUAGCGCUGUGUGCGUCGCGCCCGCCUGAAGUGUUAGCGUUGUGGGACGUCAAAUUGCUCAGACGCUACGGCGUGGUCGACAAACGUUUCUGCGUAGAAGGUGGCUCUCGUUGCGGUAAAGGUGAGGGCCUCUUCAUCUUCGCGGCGGAGGGAGGCCGGGAGUUGACGGAGCUACUCAACGUCUACAGCCAUGAGGCGCAGUCCAGGCUUAGCAUAGCUUCUAGAAGUGGAUCAGUUCUAGAAAAGCGUUUCUCAGACGCCAGUUCGUGCAUGGACGAGUGUUUCCACACAUCCAUGAGGUCUGUGUCUCCGUCGUGGGCAGGCCCGGCGAGUCAGACCAUGCACUGCCUGUCAGACCUGGACUCCAGCAUGGACAGUACCGAGGAGAAGUUCAGACGACCCACCUCGCUGCCACGGUGUUCCAGCUGCAUUGGGAAGAUCAGUCAUUUGACCAGAUCAUCAACAAUGAACACGCCAGGUUCCAUCAUGUCCCCAGUUUGGACAAUGGAUAACAUACUAGAAAAACGUUCAGACUCCGACCGAGCAUCAAUAUACUCUCGAUCCAGCGGCAGCGCCUCCGAGUACAGUGUACCACGCAGUGCGUGCCUUCUGGACAAGAGCUUCGAGUCCAAACGAGCAAGUCCAGUGGCUUGCUGUACACCAACUGUGCCAGCCAAGACUGGAGGCAGUUGCCAAUGCUGGCAGCAGGUCAAACCUUGCUGCUGCAGAAAGAAGUCCUUCAGUGGGCCUUACGAGAACUAUGACGUGCCCAAAACACCAAUGCCUCUUAUCCAGGAGCACCCAGUAGAUUCUCAAGCGGACCCCUCAAGUAUAUACGACACACCAAAGAAACUGAAAUGUCUGAUCAACGGGCAGCCGUGCACUUGCACACACGAAGCCAAAAACGUAGAAAACAAACAAACCGACAAUAACAACACGAGUGAUAAUAGCAAUACUAGCGAUACUAGCGUAAACAAUAACGAAGCCGAAACACAUUCCAACUAUGUCAACGUUACCCCAGUUGUAAAGAAACCAGUACCAGAGAUAGAUUUUGCAAACUACGCGAAUAUAGAUCUCUCGACUUUGGAGAAGUUCGAAAAUUCCCUGCAGAUCCUAAGGAGUGCAGGCUUCAGUCAGGAAGAGAUAGACGCUCUCGAAGACAUACCUGAACAUGACGAUGAUAUAUCAACAGCUACGACCAACACUGUUCAUCCGUCAACUGAAUGUUGUAACGAACACUUAAACUACAUGCACAUGGAACCUCUAGAGAUCAGCAUUUCUAGUAGCAAUAAGAAUUUUUCAGAUAAUGUGAGUCGGAUCAGUCACGUGUCAGAUCCUACUCAACAUUCUGAGUCAGACACCACGAUCAGUACUAGACGGUCGAGUUCUGCAGACUUUACUAAAAGACACGAUGAUGAAUAUGGUAUCAACAGCCAGAUCUGUUUCACGCCAACAGUACUACGAAAGGCUAUCAAAAGCGAUAGAAUAAACGAAGGAGUCCCAAUAAGUCUAGAAAUAAUCGAACCAAAAGACAAGUUCAAAGUACCGGAGCAGAAAAGCGAGAGUUUGCUUGUAACAAAGUUUAGAGACGCUGUCAAAAUAAGGCGAUCAUCGAGCGUGCCGAGCAAAUCUGAUAAAAACAGGGAUUCCUCCAGUUCAAACGAUUCUGGAGUAUCAACUGGUUCCUUGAAACAUCAUAAGGGAGAUUUCAAUGAAUUUGAGAUGCCUAUCACAAGUUCUAAGUCAAUAAAGAAGCAUAUAAAGAAUAAUAAGCAGAUGAGGAAGUCUCUGACCCCAGUGCAUGCGUUCGUCAAGUCCAACUCAUCGGAUCCUCUGAAGAACUUGACAUUUCAGUUUGAGGAGGUGGCGACGCUGACGAAAUCUAACUCCUGCGAUGUGGACACCUUGACCAGAAGGAAGAAGAGACCUGUGGAGACAGAUGUUACGGCAAGGCAUAGUCAGAUGACGACUAAAUCCACGUCCAGCGGUGCUUCCGAUACGUCAGACUACAUGGAGUCCCUGUCAGUAUCAUCAUUCAGUUCCUGCGAUGUGUCAGCAGAUAGGCACGUCACUAGGCCAAGGUCCGGCAAGGAGUAUGCGAGCAUCGAUAGAACAGCACUAGUUUAGGAUACGCAAUGUUGGAGUAUUGGCCCAAAGCUGGUCUGAUUGGUGGUGAAGCAUUUAUACAACUUGUACUUAUUUUUUUUUGUUUUUGAAAUAAACAUUGUAUUUUAAACUAAUUUAUUUCGAUUUUCUCCUUCAGUACUUCGUAAAAAAAGGUUCUAUAAACAAUAAAAGCCGAUCCUAAAAACACAGUAUAUCACAAAAGCGCCACCAAAGCGAUCAUAAAAAUAUCAUCUCGCUAAUGACGUUGGCUCAUGUCACCGAAGAUUUAUGAGUCAAACAUUUGCCAAACAUUCAUCCAAAUUAUUAGUUUGAACAACGGCACCUACCGCGUUUGUGACGCAGGAUUUAUCAAAUCAAGGACGUUUUUACUCUUUAUAAAUGGGAAUAAAAUGUCCGCCAUUUGUAAGGGAAAACUUAUUUUAUGGUAGUGUCUAUUUUAUCCCGGUUAUUACGUGUUGCCAGGGUAAUGCCACCAAAAACUUACUGUAAAAAAGUAGUCUUCAUUAAAAUAAGAACAAAAAGACAUCACUUCAUUUAAACAAAAACAUUUUUGACGACAUUUUAAAUGAAGUCCGCGGAAAUGUAACUUGUAAAUAGAAAUGUACAUAUAAUAAGUACAUACAGUUCAUACGUUUGUUCCUAUGUACAUAGUUUUAAGAUAUAUAGAAAAGCAGUUAUGGGCGAAUUUAGUUAUUUAGUAGCGUGCCAAAAAUAAAUGUAGCUGGCUAUAAACUGGUUUUGGGUAUUGUAAAAAUGAAACUGUACUUCAUUUAAGAAUAGUGUUUCAAAUAAAUGAACCUUCGAUUUAAAAUAAGUUAGUUUUGUGUUUCAUUUAAAAUGUAGCCGUGUAUAUUUUAAAUGUAAGUUACAUAUAGUUUGUAGACAUCAUUUAAUGUAUUAGGUACUUAAAUUAUUUGUGCCUUUACUUAAACAUGUGUUGCUAAAAUAUCGUCUUUCAUUUAUUUCUGUUACCUUCAAUUUAUUUACUUUAAAUGUAAGUUUUGAAUAAAGUACUAAGUAGUUUUAUAAAGCAGUAUAAAAAUGUGAAUAUUCAUACUUAGUAGGAGUUGGUUAAAGUCGCCUGUACGCAAUUUAUAAGCAAUAGACAAAGUUACGAAUAAAAUAGAUUAUUUAAAACUAAUUAAUCGUCACUCGAUACGAAGUGUCGUGACACCAUUUUGUACUAAAAGCUAAAUUAUAUUUAUCGGUUUUUACAACAAUAUGACUUUAAAAUCAAAUCAUUCUUUGUAAUUUAUUGGAAACUUAGGAUUUUUAGGUCAGACAUAAAAUAAAUUACUGGUAGGAUUUUUAUAAAAAUUGCAAUCAUACAAACAUAUUCCUGCCAAAAAUAAUUAAUUCUUCGAAAUAAAUUCUUAGGUUACUUCUCGUGAAAUAUUGUAUGUUUUUCAGAGACAAAUCGCUACUUAUUUUUUUUAAAGUACACUAUGAAUAAUAUUUUCUAUGUCAAUCAUUUCUAAACAAGAAGUACAAUAAAAAGUUGUACUAUAAAUGUGGAAUAGUUUUGAAAAAAAAAAUCAGAAGUUUUAUUUAUUAACAGAAAAAAGAAUAUAGCACCUAAGACAUUUUCCCAUAUAAAUAAAUAUGAAAAUGUGGGCUUUCGUCGCCCUAUGGAUGACACUUUUAAAUUAAUUGUAACAGAUACCAAAAUCUUGAUACAAUACAAAUAUGUGGCCACAUUUGAAACAUACCACGCAAAUCUUUGGCCAAAAGAAGAACUUAAAAUGUAUCCUAUAUGUUACAAGUUUUAUUCUUUAACAAACUUUGUUUAGUUUAUAAGGAGUUUAUUAUUAAAAAGUUUUGUCUCUGAAUAUUGGUUAGCCGGUACGUUACUUCGUCUAGUCAACGGAUGUGUGGUGACCAUGAUUACUUGAUUUUUGGGACAAAAAUAUCAACGUUUAAUGAAAAAUUGCAUGUAAUUCAAAAGAACCUAACACAAGACUGUAAACGACUUAUAAUUUUUAUUACUAAUGACAAAUUAAGGUUUAAAUAAAAUACGUACACAUUAUAUGCGUUCCAUAGAUAAUCUAGGCACGCCAUCUUGAAUUGGUACUCAUUAUAAAGGGCGGGAAACAUGGUCCAUUGUGUAAACACCAGUGAUUGUGGUCAUCACAUUUAAUGGUUUAUUUUUGCACGGAAUGGAAUGUUAACAGCACACUAUAUUAUACUUAUAUACAUAAAUGUAUAUCUACAUAAGUACCAUAGUUAAUUUUGUGUAAAAAUAUCAUAUUUUCUUAAGAAGUUUUUACGUUGCAAACUGUAUUACAUUAUAAAAAGGUUUUGUAAUAUUUAAUAGCAACUGAAAAUAUAAAAUAUAGUGCAUUUUGAAUGAA